UGGUAUUCUGACUACUUCAUCAAGUAGCAACUCUUCCAGCACUACUAGAUACUUGAAGUUGUCGAUUUGCGAGAAUGAAACGAGCAGUUGCGGUUGUGCGGGUGGGAGAAUGGAAGGCGCCGUGCCAUGCGCCUUAGGUCAAAGAUCAAGAACCUAAGGCUCAAAGUAAGACAACUAUCCAUCUACUUCAACACCACAGUCUCAUCGUUGGCGAUCUAUAUGCCGCCAGCCCUCAUCACCAGUAUUCAAUGGGACAGCGACAUCGUGGUCUGUCUCAUGGGUAUUGUGCUUCACGCAGUACUCAGAGCUUCCCCAUACUUUAGAGGAAGGACGAACAAGCACCUUGCAAGAUAUAGGCAAUUAACCUUUGAUUUCCAUUCGAAUGCCACGAGGCUGAAACCAUGAUUGUAAAUGAAUACAUGCC
Messenger RNA from Colletotrichum acutatum, 424 nucleotides. RefSeq lists its product as uncharacterized. Bases 127 to 405 code for a protein of 92 amino acids. NCBI's taxonomy places the organism in Eukaryota, Fungi, Ascomycota, Sordariomycetes, Glomerellales, Glomerellaceae. The transcript has 2 exons. The record is from RefSeq and is a predicted model, not a curated record.